Molecule: messenger RNA, 2067 nt
Organism: Pipistrellus nathusii (Nathusius's pipistrelle)
Lineage: Eukaryota; Metazoa; Chordata; Mammalia; Chiroptera; Vespertilionidae
Source: the annotation of a GenBank genome assembly
AUGGCGGACCUGGAGGCCGUGCUGGCCGAUGUGAGCUACCUGAUGGCGAUGGAGAAGAGCAAGGCGGCGCCGGCCGCCCGCGCCAGCAAGAGGAUCGUCCUGCCCGAGCCCAGUAUCCGGAGCGUGAUGCAGAAGUAUCUCGAGGAGAGGAACGAGAUAACCUUCGACAAGAUUUUCAACCAGAAAAUCGGUUUCUUGCUAUUUAAAGAUUUUUGUUUGAAUGAAAUUAAUGAAGCUGUACCUCAGGUGAAGUUUUAUGAAGAGAUAAAAGAAUACGAGAAGCUUGAGAACGAGGAAGAUCGCCUCAGCAGGAGUCGACAGAUUUACGACACCUACAUCAUGAAGGAGCUGCUGUCGUGUUCGCAUCCAUUCUCGAAGCAAGCCGUGGACCACGUGCAGUACCGUCUGUCCAAGAAGCAGGUGACGCCUGCGCUCUUCCAGCCAUACAUCGUUGAAAUCUGUGAAAGUCUUCGAGGCAACAUUUUCCAAAAAUUUAUGGAAAGCGACAAGUUCACGCGGUUUUGUCAAUGGAAAAACGUAGAGCUAAAUAUCCAUUUGACCAUGAAUGAUUUCAGCGUACAUCGGAUCAUCGGGCGAGGCGGCUUCGGAGAAGUCUAUGGCUGCCGGAAGGCGGACACUGGGAAAAUGUAUGCGAUGAAAUGCCUGGAUAAGAAGAGGAUCAAGAUGAAACAAGGAGAAACGUUAGCCUUAAAUGAAAGGAUUAUGUUGUCGCUUGUGAGUACAGGGGAUUGUCCUUUCAUCGUCUGUAUGACCUACGCCUUCCAUACUCCAGACAAACUCUGCUUCAUCUUGGACCUGAUGAACGGGGGCGAUCUGCACUACCACCUGUCCCAGCACGGGGUGUUCUCCGAGAAGGAGAUGCGCUUCUACGCCACCGAGAUCAUCCUGGGGCUGGAGCACAUGCACCACCGCUUCGUGGUGUACCGGGACCUGAAGCCCGCAAAUAUCCUCCUGGAUGAGUACGGACACGUCCGGAUAUCAGAUCUCGGCCUGGCCUGUGAUUUCUCCAAAAAGAAGCCGCACGCCAGCGUGGGCACGCACGGGUACAUGGCCCCCGAGGUGCUGCAGAAGGGGACGGCCUACGACAGCAGCGCCGACUGGUUCUCGCUGGGCUGCAUGCUCUUCAAGCUUCUCAGGGGCCACAGCCCCUUCAGGCAGCACAAAACCAAAGAUAAGCACGAAAUCGACCGGAUGACCCUCACCGCGGACGUGGAGCUGCCCGACACCUUCUCCCCGGAGCUGAGGGCCCUGCUGGAGGGCUUGCUGCAGCGGGAAGUGAGCCUCCGGCUGGGCUGUCACGGCCGCGGGUCGCAGGAGGUGAAGGAGCACAGCUUCUUCCGGGGCAUCGACUGGCAGCAGGUCUACUUACAGAAGUACCCGCCGCCCAUGAUCCCGCCCCGCGGAGAGGUGAAUGCGGCCGACGCCUUCGACAUCGGCUCCUUCGACGAGGAGGACACCAAAGGCAUCAAGCUCCUGGACUGCGACCAGGAGCUGUACAAGAACUUCCCGCUGGUCAUCUCCGAGCGCUGGCAGCAGGAGGUGGUGGAGACCAUCUACGACACGGUGAACGCGGACACGGACAAGGCCGAGGCCCGGAAGAGGGCCAAGAACAAGCAGCUGGGCCACGAGGAAGAUUACGCUCUGGGGAAGGACUGCAUCAUGCACGGGUACAUGCUGAAGCUGGGGAACCCGUUCCUGACUCAGUGGCAGCGUCGCUAUUUUUACCUCUUUCCCAACAGACUUGAAUGGAGAGGAGAGGGGGAGUCCCGGCAAAACUUACUGACCAUGGAGCAGAUUGUGUCUGUGGAAGAAACGCUGUUUAAAGACAAGAAAUGCAUUUUGUUGAGGAUAAAAGGCGGGAAGCAGUUUGUCUUGCAAUGCGAGAGUGACCCCGAGUUUGUGCAGUGGAAGAAGGAGCUGACGGAGACGUUCACCGAGGCCCAGCGGCUGCUGCGGCGGGCGCCCAAGUUCCUCAACAAGACCCGAGGGGGCGUCCUCGAGCUCUCCAAGCCGCCCCUCUGCCACCGGAGCAGCAACGGCCUCUGA